GCCGCCCGCAAAACCACUUUGGGGCUUCGGGCAAGCGAGGGAAGGAAACGCUUCCUCGGUGCGCCACCGCUCCUCGCCGUCGCGAGCCGCGACGGGCGCCGCCGCGAGCCGCGACGGGCGCCGCCGCCGCCGCUCCAAAAAUCCCAAUACCCUCCCUACCGCCGAUGCCGCGGCCCGGCCCUGAGCACCCACCGCCGGCCGGGGAGAUGACGGUGGCGGAGCUGGAUUCCGCCGUCGCCGCGCUCCCCGGCAAGAGGGACGCCCUGCGGGAGGCGUUCGACCACCUAGCGGCCUGCUCCCCCUUGCCGCUCCCCUUCGCCUGGGAGGACCUCGACGCCCACCUCUCCUCGCUCCAGUCGUCAAUCUCGCUGCGGUUUCGCCAGGUGCGGGCGCUCGAGGCCGCUCGCCCUGCACCCGCUGCUGCCGCGCCGGGGGGAACUCGCGGCGACGAGACGGGAGAAAACCUGGAGGAGGAAGGGGUGGUGGAAGUGGAGGAGGAGGUCGUGCAAGUAGAGGAAGAGGUGGUGGAAGUGUUGGAGGAGGUCGAGGAAGAAGAGAAGGACAAGGACGAUGAAGAGAUGAAGGAAGGCAGUGAGGACGAGGCAGACGAUAAAAUUGGUAAGGAUGGGAAGGACGAGGAGGCAAGCGAUGAGGUGCUGCAGGAAGAAGAAGUUGAGGUAGCAGACGGUGGGAUUGGCAAUGAUAUAAAGGAUGACAACGAGAUAAUGUGGGAGGAGCAGGAUGCUGGCAAUGAGAUGCAGGUGGUCACUGAGGAGGUGCAGAGUUCCGACGAUGCCGAGAAGGCCUCUCAGGAAAAGGAGAAUGAUGCCAACAUGGAGGUGGAGCAGAGUAUCGAAGAUGUGGAGGCUUCUCAGGACAAGGAGGAGGAUGUGGAGGAUGAGCAGGAUACUGGCAUGGAGGAGGCAGUGACCAAGAAGGCACCCGCAAUGCAGGGCAAGGUGGAAGAGGCUUGUGGCGUGAAGCAGGAGAAACAAGAAGAGCAGAAGGCUCGUGAGGAGGAGGAAGGUUCCAAAAAUGUUACGACAGAGGAGGCAACAGUGGUCAAGGAGGUUUCUCAGGACCAGGGUAAUGGAGGUCUUCCAGGUGGAUUCAGUGAUCCCACUGCAGCAUGUGCAAACAUGGAUGCACAAAGGAUUGUCAAACUCUUAUUCACCAAAAUCGGGCUCAAUUUACAGUUCCACGCUGCACUGCACCGCUCCCCAGAUGCUGCAGCACUGGCUCUCCAUGUAGUUGAGUUAUUCCUACAUGACAAGAUGCUUAAGACCAACAAGGCCUGGGUGAACUGCGUGGGGCUAAUUCGUAUGGUACCCGUAGUUGUUACUGAGCUUUCUGCAGACACGAUUGAGCAGGCCAAGCCAGUGGCUAAGGAUUGGAAGGAGAUGAUAGACAAUUCAGAGUGUUGCACAAUCCUUGGUAGCCUGGCCUCGUGGGGUUUCCUCUACUUCCUUAUCUCCUGUAACAUUGUAUCUGAGUUUGAGACAAAGGAGAUCUUCCAUCUCUUUGCAACCAUGCCGCGCAAACAGCAGAAAAUGAACUAUGCCAUGCUCUUUAAGGAUCUUCGGCUCACCGAUAAAAUCCCAGAGUUAAUGGACUAUCUGAUCGAAAAUGGGCAGCAAGUGGAUGUUUUAUAUUGGGCAUGUGUUUUUAAUUUGGUGGACAAAUAUCCUCCAGUUUCUCUUCUGAAGGGAUAUGUUGAAAAGGCGAAACAGACUGCUAUUGAAAUAUUUCAAAAGAAAAUGACACACGAGUCCCUGAGUGUGGUAGUAAAGGAGCUUGAUAAUCUAAGAAGGGCACAAGAACUAGCUGAGCAGCAAAUCACUGAUUCCAACAUAAGCACCAGUAUUAGGGAAGAAAUCAACGGUUUGUUACGGAAGUUCGAAAAAGGGAAGCGGAGUUUAGCAAAAUCCUAUACUGCCUCAACUUCAAAUUCACAGCAGCAGCAUACGGAGUGCAACAAGAAGCACAAGAAGGAGCAAGAGCAUCAUGAGGGACAAGAAAGCCAGCAGCAAGGGCAACAGAGUAAGCUGGGAGAGAAGCUGGAGAAGAAACUACACAAGCCGCAACAGAAGCAGCAGCAGAAACAAGAAGAUAAGCUGCAAGAGAAGCAACAACAGAGUAAGCAGCAACAUGCGAAACGGCUGAGGCAACAUACUCUCAAGCUACCAGCACGGGUUUCUUCGAUGGCACAGAACGUGCCACUGAGAGGCCACUCUGGGCAUCCACCAAACGCCGCAAUUCAUGGAGUCUAUCACGGUUACUCUGUCCAGCCAGGCUGGCUUGGAGUUCAUUUUGUACCGCCAUUCACACCACAACUUGGAACACCUGAGUACAUAAUACCCUUUAAUCCCCUCUACCCUCAUCCAGAGUUUAAUCCCUGGUAGCUGCAGCUGCUGCACUGGUUCCUCAGCUGCUUAGUGAAACACAGAUUAGGCGUAGGAGUUCAGUUAAGGGAAAUAGCUUGGUAGGAGUUGUGUUUAUUCCAGCAGCUUUUGGCAACAUGUAUAUAUGAUGUGGGUCGCAGUCUUGUUGGUGAUCUUCAAUAUUCUUCUGAGAUAGCACAAUUCUUGUUAUAGUGUUCCAACCGAUUCCUCUGAUCCAGAUCAUCAGCCGUCGAUCCGAACACGACGCAAUAUAGGUGAUUUAUUCGACUUCAUUCUCAGGUCCCUGCCGAGGAAGAUCGCCUGCUGCAUUCUGCUGGAACAAUCAAUUGCCCAGUUUGAAUACUUGAAGGAACUUCUGUUUACACGGUAACCAUGCUGACCAUUCUUGCCCAGUUUCGUUCAAGCAGAAGCAGCAACAGCACAAGGCCACAAGCUGGUGUAUCAGUUGUACAAAUAUUUGUGGGGCGGUUGCUGGUAAACUUAUUAAACCAAAAACAACAAACUACCCAGUGGGCAAGGUCUCAAGGAAAUAUUCCAGUGACCUAGAGAUAGAUGAAGCUUUGAAGAUGGGAGAAGAUGCUGGCCUUGCUUUGGUUAGCUUCAGUUCUUUUUUCAUUUUUUUUGUCAGUAAUGUCUGCAUAAUUAUAUUUUUUUUACGGGAACUACGGCGAGCUUGGAAGCUAGCUUGAACUUCA
Molecule: messenger RNA, 3097 nt
Organism: Panicum virgatum (switchgrass)
Lineage: Eukaryota; Viridiplantae; Streptophyta; Magnoliopsida; Poales; Poaceae
Exons: 5
Coding region: 165-2402 (745 amino acids)
Source: RefSeq, a predicted model, not a curated record